Messenger RNA from Durio zibethinus, 1250 nucleotides. RefSeq names its product E3 ubiquitin-protein ligase At3g02290-like. NCBI's taxonomy places the organism in Eukaryota, Viridiplantae, Streptophyta, Magnoliopsida, Malvales, Malvaceae. Gene Ontology annotation, molecular function: ubiquitin-protein transferase activity. The record is from RefSeq and is a predicted model, not a curated record.
CCCACCACCCUGCAUUAACUCUAACAAAACAAAACAAAGCAGACAAAAGCAAAGAAAAGAAGCCUCUUUCGCUUAAUUUCCGCGCUUUCGUAGCUUUUCUCGCCAAACAAAACUUUCAAACGCAAAACGAAACUCUCUUUUCUCUUUUAUAUUUUCCCAAAAUUCGGAGCUUUCAUAGCUUCCCUGUCCCUCUCCACUUUUCCCCCUUAAAAAAAAAAAAAACCAAUAAAAAAUCUCUCUCUUAUCACUUCUCUCAGCUCAAUUUCCAUCAAGCUGAAGAAAGAGCUAUUAAGCUAAAUUAUACAGAGGCAUUCAACAUUUUGUAAAUAGAAGAGAGAGGGGGUACUGGUUCGUGGAGGUGGUGGGACUUCUGCGGGCUUAGCGUCCUCUCUCAUUGUCUUUUUUAGCUUCGAGAGCUUUGUUCUUGAUGCAUAUGUAUUAUUACAACGUUGAGCUUAUUGAUGAGGUUGUGUAGAGAGUUUUAACUGAAAGGGAAAUCCUAAAAGUUAUAUUAUGGGUUCUGUUUGUUGCUGCUUGCAUGCUGAGGAUUUUGAGGACUAUAUGAAUCCAAACAGUAAUGUAUAUAGAAACUGUGUGUGCCUUAGUUGCUUCGUUCAGAAUUUCCUACACGUGUAUACCACAUUAUUCCGAAGAGGGGAAUUGCAUUCUGUCCCUUCAUCCAUUCAGGGGACGGCAUCUAUGAACUCUUCUACAUCACUAGGCAACUCACUUUCUGACAUGUACCGUUCUCCUCCAAGGCCCUUGCCUUAUGAUGCUGACACCAGAUAUUUCCGCUUAGAACGUGAUGUUCUUGUUUCAAGACAUGAGAAGGGUUCAAGUCAUUCACAAGAGGAAUCAGAGCCUUUAAGAGGUGAAGAUAAUGCAGAUUCUGAAUCUUUGAGUACGGGAGACAAAUGGAAUGCUUGUGAACAAGGCUCAAAAGAGCAACAUUCUAAAUCCUCGCAAAAACUCUCAUCAGCAAAAGCACCGGUUGGAAUUGGGUAUAUCUAUUCAUCAGCAGAAGAGGAGGAUGUCUGUCCAACAUGUCUUGAAGAAUAUACUCCAGAGAAUCCCAAGAUAGUAACAAAAUGUUCCCACCAUUUCCAUCUUGGUUGCAUUUAUGAAUGGAUGGAGAGAAGUGAAAACUGUCCAGUCUGUGGAAAGGUUAUGGUAUUCGAUGAAACGACUUAAUCUUGCUUGAAAGGUUUUGUUGUGGAUGAAAACCAGCAAACAACAGAAGACAUAGAACC